AUGGAGGGGAGACCAAAGGACACCUGGACGGAAGUUCGCUGGAGACAGCGUGAUUUUGGCAGGAAGCGAUUGGAAAAAUCAACCACUAUGUUUGUCUCCAACUUUCCUGAUGGGGCUCGUAAGGAGAAUAUUAAAAAGAUCUUCUCUAGAUAUGGAGACAUCUCGGAUGUUUAUAUGGUGACAAAGAAGGAUAUACACAGGAAGAACUUUGCGUCUGUCAGCUUUAAAGGAGUGGAUGACGAGAUGCGGCUAGAGUAUUCCCUUCAAGGUAUCAAAUGUAUGGGGUCAAGAUUGGAGGUUAACGUGGCGAGGUUUGAACGGAAAGACGGGCCAACGAUAAAGCGGAACAUAGUCGGAAACGGGCCAAAUUCCCAACAAAAAUCUACAGACUCUUUCUGUGAUGGCAGAACCUUUGCAGCAGUGACAUCAGGGUUUCAACAAGACCUGCCUCCUCCCCUCCUGGUGUUAACAAACAAACCUAUUAACCUAGAGACCGACUCCUUCUGGUCGCAUUGGAUACUUAGUCCAUUAACUCUAAUCGGGUAUGUUCGUAGCAUAGAGGGUCUAAGGAAUCUACCGUUGAAGUACAGGUUGGGCCACGACGGUGCCUAUGGAAUGAAAUACAUGGGAGGUCUAUCAGUUGUGAAUUUGGCUGGAAGCUCGUACAUUGGGAAUCGGGAUAGGAUUGAAUGGUUGAAAGUAAUUGGACUCCCUCUACACAUGUGGAGUGAAGAAAUUUUUUCUCGAAUCGCACUGAGUAUAGGUCAGCUCAUUGGACCCAUGGAGACCCCGUUGAAUUUGCAGGAUGUUUCACAUGGCAAGAUUUGUGUCCUAACAGACAAGAAGACAAAAAUUAAUGAGGAGGUUUCGGUGGAAUCAAAUGGGAACAUUCAAAAGGUGGGGCUUCUUGAAUACGAUUCCGAUUAG
Lactuca saligna is the source of this 927-nucleotide messenger RNA. The record is from the annotation of a GenBank genome assembly. Lineage: Eukaryota; Viridiplantae; Streptophyta; Magnoliopsida; Asterales; Asteraceae.